AUGGCGCUCCCAGCUCGCAUGACUAUCAAGCAAGCCGGCAUCCCGACCGCAAUCGUCGGCGUAGUCGCUGCAGGCGGCCUCUACGUUGCAUACUCAUCUUUCCAACCCUCAAAAAAGGCUUUCGGGGGAGGUCUGACUGGGAGUUUGAAGUUGCAGAAUGCAGAGGAUGUCAAUCACAACACAAAAAGACUACGCUUCUCAUUUCCCCGCCCCGAGGAUGAGACCGGGCUGACAUAUGUCUCAUCGGUUUUGACGGCGUCAUGGCCAAAGGGAAGCAUCACACCUGUUUUCAGACCAUAUACACCAGUUAGCAAUCUCGAUGCUCCCGGCUUCGUCGACUUGCUAGUCAAGAAAUACCCUGAAGGCAAAGCCAGCACACAUCUCCACUCUCUACAGCCAGGCGACUCGUUAUUUUUCGCCUUCCCCAUCAAGGCAUACACCUGGGAGCCCAAUCGCUAUGAGCACAUCACAUUAAUCGCUGGUGGAGCCGGCAUCACCCCGCUAUAUCAACUCAUCCAAGGCAUUCUUAAGAACCCGACCGACCGCACCAAGAUGACCCUGGUUUUUGGCGUCAAUACCGAAAACGACAUACUCCUCCGCGACGAGUUUGAAUCAUAUCAGAAACAGUUCCCCGACCGGUUCAAGGUUGUUUAUACGGUCAGCAGUAACUCUAUUGAAAAGACUUCGACCGAGUUUCGAAAUGGCCGUGUUACAAAGGAGCUGCUGAAAGAGCUUUUGCCAUCGACAUCAGGUAAUGAUACGAAAGUAUUCCUCUGCGGACCUCCUGCAAUGGAGGACGCCUUAACGGGUAAGGGAAGGGGUGAAAGCGGAAUCCUGGGCGAGUUGGGGUAUAGAAAGGACCAGGUUUUCAAGUUUUGA
Messenger RNA from Talaromyces rugulosus, 879 nucleotides. RefSeq lists its product as uncharacterized. The record is from RefSeq and is a predicted model, not a curated record. The coding region runs from base 1 to 879 and encodes 292 amino acids. Gene Ontology annotation, molecular function: cytochrome-b5 reductase activity, acting on NAD(P)H. Gene Ontology annotation, biological process: ergosterol biosynthetic process. NCBI's taxonomy places the organism in Eukaryota, Fungi, Ascomycota, Eurotiomycetes, Eurotiales, Trichocomaceae. The transcript has 3 exons.